Messenger RNA from Mesocestoides corti, 1518 nucleotides. Lineage: Eukaryota; Metazoa; Platyhelminthes; Cestoda; Cyclophyllidea; Mesocestoididae. The record is from the annotation of a GenBank genome assembly.
AUGGAUAAGUUGAUUUUGGAUUAUCCCAUCUUGCACCGCGCCAUUAUUGCUAGAGAUUUGCGUGCCUGUGAUAUUUUGCUGUCCGCAGGUGCACCAGCACUCGGUUGCUCCCAAAACUGCUCAGACGCUUGUCAAGACACUUUGGAUCUUUUUUACUACACUCCACACAAAGCUGCUCAUAGCUCUUCUGACAUUGCUUGUUUGCUUGUGUCUUCAUGGACCAAAACUCUUCAAAAGAUGCUGGCAGCCUCAAAUGCAGCCGACACGACUACUCUGGAGGCACUGCUGCAGCAGUUCAAGUCGUCUACAUGCACAUACCGCAGUUACACCGACCUAUCCAUGAAGGUGGAUCUGACUGAUCAGGACGAUUUGGGUGAUUUUACUCUUGUUUCAAUUGACGACGCACCCGUUAGACGUCCCCGUCCUAUCGACAAAAGUGUACACAAAGGAGCCGCGUCAACGCGAUCGAUUUUCGAUUACGUGACGGAGGGUGCUGGUAAGGCAUGGACAGCAUUCAUAGCGACGAGUGAGAAUCUGCUGUUUGAGGCCGAAUUCAGUGCCACUGCCUCAGUUGAAGCUGAUCUUCUGGCUCGUCGAACGAGGAAUAUAGCUGCACACUGGACACAGCGUUACCUGAACUCAAUGCUCAUAACAGCGAUUGAGAGGAACAAGAGUGCGAUCGUUGACAUCCUCCUGGAUUUCGAAUUCCGCCUCCAGUCCGUCCCACGGCCCUCCCUUAGCCUUCCCGCCCACCCAGCGGACACGAGUGUGCACCGCGACGAUGUUCGCGCCAACCCCCUUGACCUCGAGGUCAACUCCCCGGGGGUAGCCAAUUGGCUUUCUGUGGCGCUCCAGCCGAGGGACGACACGGCGUUGUUGGCUGUGAUACGCUCCAACCACUCCUGCGGUCUCUUCAGCAGGCUACUCAAGUCCAUCCACGCCUCAUGUGGAACCCCCAUGCACGAGCUGCGAAUCGCCCGUUUCACGCUGAAGGCACCUUACUCGCGUCGACUAGCCUAUGAGAAACCGCUUUUAAGGCACAGCCAAUCAUCUCAGAGUUGUGCAGGCGAGGGGGCCGACGUCUUCAACAAGACGAGGUCCCGUACUCUUCUCUUCCCACUCAAGAUUACACCAAGGUGGCUGAUAGUGACCCAUGGAGCCUCGAGCGGUAAUACGCUCUCAACCUGCCCUCUGUCCCUCCCUUCCCACAACCUCCUUUCCUCCCUUCUUCCUCACCUUGCUACUUCUUCCCCAAUUGCUGCUCGUGAGGCUUUGGUGAAAGUGCGACCAACUGCUCCUCAUUUGGCGAACUUGCCCAGCACUGGAGGCGUUCUGCCGCUUCACCUGAUCGCAGCCCUCGGCCGGAGCGAAUUGUUGCGAUCGUUUCUCGCUUCUCAGUUCUCCACCGGGGUCAAUUCGAGAUUAACUGCUCCGCUUUCAAACCUCGCGUUCAUUUGUGCCUGCAGUUUGGGGCAGCUAAUUGGAGCCAUUUUACACAGCAAACGUGGAUUUAUGUGA